UUCACAAAUACGUAGAGUCCACCUUUCCCCAGUGCCUCUCGCGGUCUCGCUGAACGCGGUUAUCAGUUAAGUCAAUGAGGACCGUGACGGCAAGCAACGUGACUACCUGAUAUACAUCCUUCUCCGAGUCUGAACAAAGGAGGGCACAAGGGCAACGCUCCUUGAGACAAGCGCUACGCCAAAUUCUGUUAUGGCAGCGCCACGAUGGACUCGGGCAUCGAAUGCGGCCGCUCUGCUGCCUAAGGUACCUUUCCAGUCGAUGGUACCGGCAGCAUUGCCUCCAGAGCUGAUCGCUCACGUACUCUCCUUCCUCAAGCCAUCUGCCGAACCGUCUCUCUAUCCUGCGGCAGAUGCGACCACACUCGAGCUGCCGAGCGCAGCUAUGCAUCAUACAGAUCACCUCCGAGAUUAUUGCAAUUGCUGCUUGCUCUCUCGAGAUAUCCUUCCGUACGCCCGCCAGUUGCUUUACCGGACUCUGGUGCUAGGAAAUGCUCGCCAAGUCCGCCUGCUGGCCCGCACGCUGGAAGGCCACGAUGCUCGCAGCGCCUCUCCUAAUAGGGACUUUGAACAAGCGCCCUUCAACAUGGGGUCACUCAUUCAUCCUGAGAUGAUGCUCGCUCUCAGCCCGAUGAAGAUGACCGAUGCGGCAACCGAGACUCCUAGCAAUGUCGGCGCACUUGCAGACGGCCUAGGCGUAUCAAGCAACGGCAUUAGGCAGGCAGCUCAAAAUAUUGCGAGGUACAUUCAACAUGUUUGCAUCACGCACAAUGAUGGAUAUCUCGCCUCUGGCGAUACAUUAUCGGACACUUAUGCGUGGGCUCCAGGUCUUCGAACGCUUUUCACACAUGCAGUCAACCUCGAGAUGUUGAGCCUCGUCAGCAGACCGAACGGUGCUGCCAUCGAGCAACUCGUCAAUCCCAAAACACGUGGCUCACUCAAAUGCCUCACUGUUCAGUCAUUGAGCUAUUCGGCGCUUCCUUUUAUCCACAAGCCUGACCCGCGUCUGUUUCGGAACCUCACCCACCUACAUCUCAUUCAGACCGUGCCCAGGAAGCCCUUGCUCAAGAUGCUCGUCGACUCGGAGACUUGCUGCUCUCCAUUACAAGUCUUGCGGCUCUCGCGCGUCUAUCACGAUGGGCUUGAUCGGCUCGAAGAAUCCCUCAAUUUCAUCGAAAAGCAACGUCCAAUGGAUGAGAGCCUGAUAAGUGGAGAACACGCAGAUGCGGGCUCAACCGAAGAGUAUCAAAUUUUUCUCCACGGCAGAUCAUCAAAUGCAACAAAGCUGCAAGUUGCAAUUCACCUGCUCAUGCGCAAUCUAGUCUUCUUCCCAUGCCUACGAUUACUGCUCCUCGAGCUGGGCGAGAUGGGAGCCCUUGAUCCACCUCCACCGCCAACGCAACGAUUCGCUAACAUGACAGGCACUCCCGGUGAGCAAUUCGUCUCUUCCGUCAAUAAUUCUGCUACAGCCACUGGACAACUUGCUACGCUCGAUUUCCCGAGCGACGUGCCGCUGAGCUUUGACGAAGCAACCGCUUGGGACCAGGAAGAAGAGAGGCGGCGGACAGCAAAUCGAGACGAGUAUUGGCUCAACGUCAGAGAAGGUAAGGAAGCGCUGAAAGAAUUUGCUGCUGCUUCUCUGAAGCAUGUCUUCAACAAUGAGAUUCCCUUUGCUGAGGGACGCGAGCCCGCCGUACGGAGAAGGCCUGACCAGGGACUCGAAGUGCGUGUCGUCGCACCUCGGCCGGGCGGUUGGAACCGAUUCGAAUCGCAGGCGGACUUUGAUGCUCAAGUGCCUGACGCAAAUUGGUCCUGCACUGAGGAGCGCACAAGCUACAAUGAUCCCGACGUCUUUGAGCUCGCUGAAAAGCGCUGGGACUUGGGUUAUGCACCAUUUCCGGACGCUUCCAUCUACCAUUCGCACAACGGCAAAGCAGCGGCACCCAAGUAUUGGCUAGGCACUCUGCCAAGAGUCAAGGCUUCUGACGGGGUGGUUAGCCAAAGUGGAGUAUCUCUCGACCCAAUGCAGAGAUGACACAAAUAUGCAUGUGAAGCAUAUUGUAGGAGCAACAGUAAAGACAGGCAACCUUGUUCUCGAUGUAGUCUUUGAGGCGCUACAUGGCUGCCUGGAUCCAAUCUUGAACACGAGAUGUGGG
This is a messenger RNA of Tilletiaria anomala UBC 951, 2153 nucleotides long. RefSeq lists its product as uncharacterized. NCBI's taxonomy places the organism in Eukaryota, Fungi, Basidiomycota, Exobasidiomycetes, Georgefischeriales, Tilletiariaceae. The transcript is spliced from 3 exons. The record is from RefSeq and is a predicted model, not a curated record. The coding region runs from base 191 to 2032 and encodes 613 amino acids.